Molecule: messenger RNA, 312 nt
Organism: Macrosiphum euphorbiae (potato aphid)
Lineage: Eukaryota; Metazoa; Arthropoda; Insecta; Hemiptera; Aphididae
Source: the annotation of a GenBank genome assembly
AUGUACCCCAGUUUACCAGACAAUUUUAAUCGGUCAAAUGAAUUAGCUACAGGCUUAAUUAAUAAUCCAAAUCAACCUAUUAGUGCUGAAAGUAAAACACUUAAGGAUAAAUUACGACAGUUAAUUUGUGACUUUCAUAUUUCACAUAACUGUGUAAAUAAACUUUUGGAAAUUCUUAGAUCUGAAGGACUUGAUUUGCCAAAAGAUGUAAGAACUCUAUUUCAAACCCCCAAGAACCAUGCAAUAAUUAAUGUUCAUCCUGGUACAUAUAUUCAUAUUGGUAUAGAAUUUAUGAUACACCUAUUUUACUAG